GAGAUUUGUGACGCCUGAAUUAGCCGCUUGCGGAAGUGCGGGAGACUUUAAGGUGUUGCGGGAUAUUUAAACAGCGAUCUGGCGGUGCGGGAUGUGCGGGAUGUGCUGAGGAGCCGGACUAUUGGGCGAUAAUUGGCAAAUGAAAGGCCACAGCAAAAUUAUAUCACGAUGCCGCUGGGAUUAAAGCCAACAUGCAGCAUGUGCAAAACCAACACAUCUUCCAUGUGGAAGAAGGGAAACCAGGGGGAGAUCCUGUGUAAUAACUGCAGUGGCAAGAGCAGCAGCAGCAGCAGCGGUGGUGGAAACAACAACAACAGCGGCGGUGGUGGAAGUACCAGUGGUAGCAGCUCUUAUACUGGCACAAACUUUGCAAGUGCAUCCACGUCCCAGCAGAGUAAUGGUGGGAACACUAAGCAGUCCAAACAGGAAAUCCACCGCAGAUCAGCCCGACUAAGGAACACAAAGUACAAAUCUACUCCGGCUGUUGAAAAGAAGGUUUCUACUAAAGGAAAGGGCAGAAGGCACAUAUUUAAACUAAAAAAUCCGAUCAAGGCACCAGAGGCUGUAUCUACCAUCGUAACAUCAGAGUCCAUCUUCCAUAAGGGACUCUACUACCAGAUUGGAGAUGUGGUUUCUGUUGUGGAUGAGGAAGAUGGCAAAACAUACUAUGCCCAAAUCAGAGGUUUUGUACAGGAUCAGUACUGUGAGAAGAGUGCUGCCCUGACAUGGCUCAUCCCUACAAUGUCCAGUCCAAAAGAUGGGUUUGAUCCCUCAACAUACAUUAUAGGGCCAGAUGAAGAUCUCCCCAGAAAGAUGGAGUGCUUAGAAUUUGUGUGCCAUGCUCCCUCUGAAUACUUCAAGUCUCGCUCUUCUCCUUUUCCUACUAUUCCUACCAGGCCAGAAAAGGGAUUUAUUUGGACUCACAUUGGCCCCACUCCAGCUAUCAAUAUCAAGGAAACAAUUGCCAACCACUGAUAGAGAUUCAUAGACUGUAUUGUCCAGCCAAGCAUUUCUCACAUGUAGCUGAAUUUGGUCUUCAAACAAUUUUUUUGCCAAAACAAUUAAACGACGAGAGCUUGUUACCUGUAGGGGUAAAGAUUGGGUGCACACGCCCAGCGAAUGUCAAGCAACCAAUCAGCACUGAGCUAUGCCUAAAAGGAAGAACUGAAGAACUACUAGAUCUCUUUGGCUGAGAAACGGCCACUUUCAUACAAUGCAAUUAGAUUAAUACAAUUCAGGGAAAAUCCAGAUGGUUCCACCUAGAUGGGCAGGUUUCCUUCCUUUUCUAAACAUUUUAGUGUGAAGUCUGAUAAGUAUACAUGGGGUCCAGGUGCACAUACCUUAGACCUACAGCAAAAGGAGGUUCAUGCCACAGCCAGAACAGCAGGCAUUCAUGGAUCCCACGAAACAGGCUUGUAUAAAAGAAUUACAAACUUUAUUGUAGGCCAACAGAAGAUUAUAGCCUUACAUCAGGGGUGGCCAAAACAUCAAUUGUGGUCCACCAGUCGCUCCCCUGUGGAUUUCUGGUGGACCGCGUCGAAGCCGGGAAAUGCGGAAGUGUGGUGGUUCCGUGCGUUUAUUGGAUAUGCGUAUGUACGCUGCGUCGCGUAUGUGCGCACGGAGGAGUCAGAAGUCGAUGGAAGCAGGAAAAAGUCUGGGCGCCCCUGCCUUAUAUGUUUCCUGCAUAAAGCUCUUGAAGGAAAACUAUACCCCUAGAAUGAAUACUUAACCAACAGACAGUGUAUAUUAUGUUAAGUGUCCUAUUAAAGAAUCUUACCAACCUGGAAUAUAUAUAUCAGUAAAUAUUGCCCUUUUAUAUCUUUUCCCUUGAGCCGCCAUUUAGUGAUGGGCUGUGUGCUCCCUCAGAGAUCAACUGACAGGAAAUAAUGCAGCUCUAACUGUAACAGGAAGUAGUGUGGGAGUAAAAGGCAGAACUCUGCCCAUUUAUUGGCUGAUGGAGCCUAGCAUGUAUGUGUGCCUUGGCUUGUUUGUGUGCACUGUGAAUCAUAUGAUCCCAGGAGGCGGCCCUUAAUUCUUAAAAUGGCAAUUUUCUAUUUAGCAUUACCCAAUAGCACAUAAUGUUAAAAAAAGUAUAUUUUUAUGAAAAUGGUUUAUUUAGAUGAAGCAGGGUUUUAUAUUUGAGCUUGUUUAUGCAAUAUAUUUUUAUAGAGACCUACAUUGUUAGGGGGUAUAGUUUUCCUUUAAUGAUAGGCUAAAAAAACAGGUAUAUCUACCCAAAUACAAAUUAACUAAUUAAUUAGAAGGGGAGGGAGCAAUAAAAAAAAA
Molecule: messenger RNA, 2286 nt
Organism: Xenopus tropicalis (tropical clawed frog)
Lineage: Eukaryota; Metazoa; Chordata; Amphibia; Anura; Pipidae
Gene: gatad1
Product: GATA zinc finger domain containing 1
Biological process (GO): regulation of DNA-templated transcription
Cellular component (GO): nucleus
Molecular function (GO): zinc ion binding; sequence-specific DNA binding
Source: RefSeq, marked provisional